Messenger RNA from Lathyrus sativus (Indian pea), 255 nucleotides. The record is from the annotation of a GenBank genome assembly. NCBI's taxonomy places the organism in Eukaryota, Viridiplantae, Streptophyta, Magnoliopsida, Fabales, Fabaceae.
AUGGGGAGCCCACAGGACGACGCCAGGAGCGCGCAAGUGCCGAAGCACGCCGAAUCGGCGCGUGCUGCCGUCCACAAUCGUGAUGAAGACGUCUCCGCGAGCAUUUCAACAACCCAGGCUUGGGCCACCAUCACAAUCCGCGUCGGUCGAUGUCUCGAGUCGAUUGGCGGACCGGCACGAACCGUUCCACAUCCGACCGAGACACAUCGCCGGCCCCCAUCCGCUUCCCUCCCGACCAUUUCAAGCACUCUUUGA